ACAAAUAAAUCGAGCCCCUAUCACUUUAAAUCUUUGAUACAUCAGCGAUCAUAACACACCUGGAGUACCCUGUGUCUCAGCAUACUUUACAGCCCACAGUUUACUUCGUAUUGACUAACUCAUACCGUCUAAUAGAUCGGCCAAUCAUAAGCACUUAAUUUUGUUUACCAAAGAAAUGGUGAUGGAGAAACCAAGUCCCCUGCUUGUAGGGCGGGAGUUUGUGAGGCAGUAUUACACACUCUUGAACAAGGCCCCCGAUUUCCUGCACAGGUUUUAUGGCCGUAACUCAUCGUAUGUUCAUGGAGGUCUUGACCCGAAUGGGAAACUGGCUGAAGCUGUGUACGGGCAAGCGGAAAUCCACAAAAAGGUCAUGUCUCUGCAGUUCAGCGAAUGCCACACAAAGAUCAGGCAUGUGGAUGCUCAUGCCACCCUGAGUGAUGGAGUUGUGGUGCAAGUGCUUGGCGAACUGUCUAACAAUGGGCAACCCAUGAGGAAGUUCAUGCAGACAUUUGUUCUCGCCCCAGAGGGUUCUGUUGCAAACAAGUUCUACGUCCACAAUGACAUCUUUCGUUAUGAAGAUGAAGUUUUUGGAGACUCUGAAGCUGAGCUUGAUGAAGAAUCUGAGGAGGAAGUUGAGGAGGAACCAGAAGAGAGGCUCCCCUCCCCUGAACCACUCCAAGAUAGUCCCAACAGCAGCACCUACUAUGAGCCCCAUCCCGUCACUAAUGGUGUUGAAGAACCAAUGGAGGAGCCGGCACCUGAACCCGAACCCGAGCCAGAACCGGAGCCCAAAGUUGAGGAGGUGAAACCUGAAGUAGAUGAGAAAGUGAUGGAGGAGGUUGAGGAAAAGUCUCCGUCUCCGGUUCCUGUGGAGUCACCGCCAACUAUUCAAGAGGCGCCCAAGACGUUUUCCUGGGCUUCAGUGACCAGUAAAAACCUGCCGCCCGCAGGAACGGUCACUGCUGGACUGUCACCUCAUGUUAUUAAAGCGCCAAGCUCCCAGCCCAGGGUUGAAACCAAACCAGAGAUGCAGGCGGCACCCAUGCGCCCCAGAGACCAGCGCACGCGGGACAGACCAACCUUCACAGCCCGUGGUCCGAGACCAGAUGGCGUUGCAGCGUCAGAGUCGCAAACUGGGAAACCGCAUCCGAGUUUUGUCAACAAAGGGGGCAGAGGCGAUGGCGAGCCUGGUGACAUGGACAACCGCAGGGUCGUCCGGUACCCUGACAGCCACCAGCUUUUUGUUGGCAAUCUUCCCCACGACAUUGAUGAGACUGAGCUGAAAGAGUUCUUUAUGACGUAUGGCACCGUUGUCGAAUUGAGGAUCAACACCAAAGGUGUCGGUGGGAAGCUGCCCAACUUCGGAUUUGUGGUGUUUGACGACUCCGAACCAGUGCAAAGAAUCCUCGGUGCCAAGCCCAUCAUGUUCCGAGGGGAGGUGCGACUGAAUGUGGAGGAGAAAAAAACACGGGCGGCACGUGAACGAGAUACGCGUGGUGGAGGAGACAUGAGGCGCAGCGACCGUGGUUCUGGAGGCCCCCGAAGCAUCGUGGGAGGUGGAUUGACGCGGGAGCGUGAUGGGAGGGGUCCACCCCCACGAGGCAACAUGGUGCCGAAGCCUGGUAUGGGCUCUGGGCGAGGCUCUGUUGGCCAGGGAGAGGGUCGCUUCACAGCCCAGCGUCGCUAAAAGGCCUGACGCCUCCUGUGUGGAAGUAGUUCCAUGUUCUUCAUCUUCAGCCGUUCUUGUAAACAAAAAGAAAUCCUCUUGUAUAAACGUACAUAUUUGUUUACUUUUAGGAUUUAUUUGAUUUUGGUUCCCGAUUCCUUAGGAAUGUGACAAGGCUUGUCAACUCUUUGAAAUGUAUAACAAGCAGGCAAAUUAUUUUUGGAGCAUAUUGGUUGUGAGCUGCGGAUCCUUUUUUUUAUUGGUCUCCACAAUUCACAAUGUUUAACGUUUAAAUUUGUGAAGGAACCUGGACACACUCUGCCACAUUAGGAGGGACUGCCAGACUUGUAAUGACAGUAACAGCCCAUCGUUUGGAUAUGAGAUUAUGAGCCUUGAUUUGAUCGGAUUGCUGCUUCAGAAAAAAAAAACUUCAGUUGCACCUUCAUUUUUUUCCGCCCAUUACUGCUGGAAGAGAUGUAAACAGUCCCUGGAAAUGGCUUGGCUUACUGCUUUUUUUUUGAGAGCGCACUGCUUCAAAAUGGCUUCAAUGUACUCGACCUGCAUGAGUACCUUUCUCGUUACAUUGACAUCCACACUCUGAACACAGUUGGAGGGACUUUCUUUUGUCUCAGAGCAAAACGACUUCCGGGGCAGGCCUCGCACAUUCGGUCUGCUGUGACAAAUAAACUUGUUUUAUUGUUGUCCUAAGCAUCGCUUCAGAAGCUGUGGGAUGGACACGAUUGAAGAAAUAGAUAUACAGUAUAUUUUCUAAAUGAAAAUUCUUGGACUUCUGUCAAAAAAAAAAAACCUGGAACAACAAAUGACUCAUAGCAACUGAAUAAGAGACUGGUGAGGGUGAUGUUUUGAUGUUGUCGUUCCUUUUUUGUUUUGUUUCAAAGAUUGCUCGAUUCCAAGUUUGUCCACCACCUACAACCUGAAUGACAUGGUUGAUCUCCAUCUCCCUCCUGCUCUUAAGUGCAGAACAAUAGAGAAAAAAUGGUUUACUGUAAGAUAUUUCAGUGUAUAUAUAUAUAAAUAUAUAUUUUAAUUUCUCUAGACUUGAUAAAGCAUGAUGGUGCCUUCUCUUGGAACUUUUCCGAUCUAAUUUGUGUUUAUCUGAAGCUGCCCACUGGUCCAAUCAUCUGGAAGCAGAUGCUAAUUGCAGUAUUCCCAAAAUUUAAAUGUUAAUUUAUUGUCCUUUUGUCCAAAUUGAUUUACUACCUAAAAUAAAGAGCAAAUUUUCACAUGUAGUCAGUAGGUGCCUCGGGUUUGUAGCGGUGUGGUUAGGAGGUGCAUGCGGGGAUCUUUCCUUGCAUAGGUACAAUACAGGAUGGUGAAAUGUUUAAUCCAUGUCUAAGGGUUGCACAUAAGCAUUUUUCCUCGAAAAAAAAAGUAGUUAUGAUUGUGGCACAGUAAUUGUGUCCCCAUGGUUUUUGCAACCGACAGCAACACUUGGGUUGACUGCCGGACAUAUGUGUUGUAAAGACUUUGUUUUCCAGAAACAAUUUUGUAAUCUGUGAGGGUGGGCUGCUGGUCAUUGUUCCAGCCUACAGUGAAUAAUUGUGCUCACUUUUCUAGCUGUUUGUAUUUUCAUGAGCUAAUUAUUCCAUGUGCUUAUUAUAAUUCAUUUAUUUUUUUACAUUUUGUGAACGCAGUGCUUAUGAAUUCUCUCAUUACUCUCACUAACAUGUUCUAUUGCAAGUCUGUCGAGAGGCGCGAUGUUGUCUUAAGAUGGGAAGGAAAACACGAGAAGACUUUGUUUUUUUCAAUCUUGCACUGAUGGAAGGGGAGAAGUGUAAUUGAUGUAGCUUUUAUGGUCUUCCUGGUCUGGUGGUAUUGCACUAUUCCAAAAAAUUUCCAGGACAAUCUGUUGGUUCGAACACAGACUCUCCAUAUGCUUACAAGCGAGAUGCCAGUUGUAAAGUCGUUUCUCCUCGAUAUGAAUCCACUUUGUGUAGCAGAGAACUCACAAACCUCAUCAAUUUGGUUGUGCUGCUUUUUCUUCUUUAAUGUUCUCCUGCAAUGUUCUCCAAAUGAAAAUCUCCCCCCCUUUAUUCUCAAAGAAUUGGCUACAAUGGGCACUGGGUGUGUGACACUAAAGAGCCUUGGAAAACAAGCCUAUCUCCAUGUGUGGUUGGAAAAUGAGCACACAUGACCCCUGGCUAAAACCAUUUCGAAGGAUAUUCGAGGCGUAAUGUAUCUGUGCUGGAAAAGCGCAGCCGAUCCUCAUUGUGAAUCAUUCCAGUUAGUCUGAAUGGAACUAGAGGUACAUUAUUGGCUUUAGCAGUGUGGUAAACAUUUGGCUGCAAUCUUUGUGUACUGUGUUUACCUUGUUGCUAGUACAAAACUGUUGCAGGUGAAGGAUGUUCUUUUUUUUCAAUCUGAAUGUGUUGGAUCAAACAUACAAUAAACUACUGAUUAUCAGCUCCAA
Messenger RNA from Synchiropus splendidus (mandarinfish), 4097 nucleotides. It is a transcript of the gene g3bp2a, whose product is annotated as G3BP stress granule assembly factor 2a. The transcript is spliced from 13 exons. Lineage: Eukaryota; Metazoa; Chordata; Actinopteri; Syngnathiformes; Callionymidae. The record is from RefSeq and is a predicted model, not a curated record. Gene Ontology annotation, molecular function: mRNA binding. Gene Ontology annotation, cellular component: ribonucleoprotein complex; cytosol. The coding region runs from base 176 to 1687 and encodes 503 amino acids.